GACCGAAUUUAAAUGAUAAAAUUCGUUGAAUGUUAUAUUGAUAGCCUUAUUAUACUACUGAUAAUUAAAAAAAUAAAUAAUUUAUUUACCUCUCUAUCAAUAUAACGCGAAAAGAUGGCGGUGCAAAGAAAGAAAGACGGUACCCCGAAUACGAAAUUCUUCGAAUCCGUUGAAACUAUUGCACAGUUUGACUCUGUUCGAACAUGGCUUCACAAAAACUGCAAAAAGUACACUCAAGCGGACCCACCAACCAAUAAAAGCUUAUCAAGUUUGGUGCUGCAGCUUUUGCAGUUCCAGGAAGAAGCAUUUGGCAAAUCAGUCAGCAAUCCACCAUUAACAAAGUUGCCUAUGAAAUGUUUCCUGGACUUUAAACCGUGUGGUGCACUUUGUCAAAUUCUUGCUGCUGUUUUCAAGUUCAAAACAGACCAAGGAUGGAGGAGAAUGGACUUCCAGUCCCCGUCUCGUAUGGACCGCAACGUAGAGAUGUUCAUGCAGAUAAUGAAGUCCCUGCAGACCAACAAGUGCCAUGUGCAGCCCAACAUCUGCAUCAAGUCGACACUGGACAAGCCCCUGAUCUCGCGGCUACGAGACAUCAUCAAGAGACACCAGGGGCUGAUCACUGACAAUGAGGACGAGGCUACACAUAUCAUCCAUGGAAUGCCUUCUGCAGCCAGUACAGAGGAGGAAUGGUGUCGCCCAGUGUUGAAAAGGGACAGACAUGCCCUUGUUCACUUCUGGUACACUCCAGACAGCUAUGACACAUGGAUGCCAGAUUUGGGCUGUGAGCAGGAACCAGAGCCUGCAUGGUCCCAGUCAGGAGCGUGGGAGGUGACUGCUAGGUGGCUGCUGGACCUGGAGGAAUACAAUGAGUGGAUGAACGAGGAGGACUACCUAGCUGAGGAAGAGGUGUGUCUUGUCGUUGAGAAGUCCCGAGUCCGCUACGAAACAAAGAAGAUUAAGAAGAAGUUUCCAACCAAAUACACCAUGGAUGAUUUGACUGGAGAUGAGCGCAGUAAGAAGAAGAAACGCAAGAGGUCGCCCUCUCCAGUCCAGGAGAAGAAGUCAAAACGUAAAGGGAGCCGUCAGUCGAUGGCGGGGUCCUCAGUGAAGAAGGGGCGGAGAGAUGACGAGGAAGAGGAUCUGACAGCUGACAUGGAGGACCCCACACCAGAACCCAACAUACAGGAGGUCCCUCUGUCCAAAACUGCACCCCGUAGCAGCAAAGACAGUGAGUUGCAGCCCCUGAAGGGAGGCACCGUGGUAGACAUGGAGGAGGAGCAGGCACAGCAGGCGGGUGAAGGCGGUCACACAGAUGAGCCCACUGAUGCUGGUGAGACCAAGGGUGACAAGGAUGAAGUAGAGGACUCGGUGACAGAGCAGACCCACCACAUCAUCAUCCCAAGCUACGCCUCCUGGUUUGACUACAAUGGCAUAAACGCCAUCGAGAGGAGGGCACUGCCCGAGUUCUUCAACGGCAAGAACAAGUCCAAGUCACCUGAAGUGUAUUUGGCGUACCGUAACUUCAUGCUGGACACCUACCGUCUCAACCCUAUGGAGUAUCUGACCAGUACCGCCUGUAGGAGGAACUUGGCUGGAGAUGUCUGUGCAAUCAUGAGAGUGCAUGCGUUCCUGGAGCAGUGGGGCCUGGUGAACUACCAGGUGGACUCUGAGAGUCGCCCCACAGGCAUGGGUCCCCCACCAACCUCCCACUUCCACAUCCUGGCAGACACACCAUCCGGGCUGCAACCUGUCAACCCACCCAGGGUCAACCAGCCCUCUGCAGCCAAACAGAUUGUGAAUUUUGAUGAAGGAAAAGAUGGUGAUUACAAAAAAGAUAUUCCAAACUUUGGUUUGCGCACAGAUAUCUAUGGCAAAAAGAACAAGGACAAAGGCUCUGCAACGCGUACACGAGACUGGACCGACCAGGAGACGCUGCUGCUCCUGGAGGCCCUGGAGAUGUACAAGGACGACUGGAACAAGGUGUCCGAACACGUGGGGUCCCGCACACAGGACGAAUGCAUACUGCAGUUCCUCAGGCUGCCCAUAGAGGACCCGUAUCUGGAGGAAGACAUGGGACACCUGGGCCCACUGACGUACCAACCGCUGCCAUUCUCCCAGGCAGGUAAUCCUGUCAUGUCUACUGUGGCCUUCCUUGCCUCCACAGUGGACCCACGUGUGGCCAGCUCAGCAGCCAAGGCAGCUCUCGAAACCUUUUCCAAGAUGAAAGAUGAGGUGCCUCCAGGGUUGAUUGAUGCCCAUGUGAAGACAGUUGAGAAGGCUAUUGCAGAGGGGCAGGAUGUUGGACCAGAGUUCGGCCUUGAGCAGACUGGGAUUGCAGGGACAGCACCAGAUGAGGAUGGUAGGCUUGUACAGUACAGACCUCUCUUAGGACAUGGUGCAGGGACAGCACCAGAUGAGGAUGGUAGGCUUGUACAGUACAGACCUCUCAUAGGACAUGGUGCAGGGACAGCACCAGAUGAGGAUGGGGAGAAGAAAGAAGAAGACAAAGAUAAGCCUGACGGAGAGGUGAAGUCUGAGGGGGAUACUUCUGAAGUCAAGAAAGAACCGAUGGAGACAGAGGAUGGAGAGAAGAAAGAUGACAGUGCCAAGGAGACUGACAAGACAGAGGAAGCUAAACAGGGAGACAAGGGAGAGGAUGGUAAAGCAGGAGACAAGGCUGAAGGUGAAGUCAGCAAGGAAGGGGAGGGCAAGGAGGUGGUACGCCGUAUUGAUGACAAAGACAAGGGAAACAUCGCAACUGCAGCAGCAGCUGCCCUCUCUGCAGCAGCUGUGAAAGCUAAGCAUCUGGCUGCGGUGGAGGAGCGUAAGAUCAAGAGCCUGGUGGCCCUGCUAGUGGAGACUCAGAUGAAGAAACUGGAGAUCAAACUACGCCACUUUGAUGAGCUUGAGGCCAUCAUGGACAGGGAGAGAGAGGCACUGGAGCUACAGAGACAGCAGCUGCUGCAAGAGCGCCAGCAGUUCCACAUGGAGCAGGUCCGGGCUGCCGAGUACCGGGCCAGGCAGAUAGCCAUGCAGCAGCUCUCCACCGAGCCGAAACAUGCACCACAGCUUGGCGCCGGAGAUGGUACAGGCGUGACUCUUGCUCCGGUCAUAACCACCACGUCUCUAGGCCAGCCCUACCCCACUUCUGGGUCACCAAUGACUCCCAUGGGCCCCUCGGCUCAGCAGGGGUCACCGGCCCCACACUCUUCACACCUCCCCAAGGUUGACAUGUCACAAGGGGACGGGGACUCCAAUGCCUCAGAGCCCAUGGACACACAACUCCCGCCCUCCUCUGCAGUACCAGCCACCUAGGUACUCACAUAGCAACGGUUGCCUUGUGUGAAAGGGACACAACUCUGUCUAAUGUUACAUGUCAAGGGACAGCAUCUACAGUGGGGCUUAUAAACCAAGGGAACUGUUCAUGUUGUGAAUGCAUUGUUCAGGAAUGUAAAGUAGAUUUCAAGAAUAUGUUUCCUUGAUUAUGGAAUAUUUGUUUUAGAAACAUUGUGCUGAAAUUUUUGGUUAACAAUAAUGUAUUUACCGCUUGGGAUUUUAGUGAGAUAACAAAUACAUACAAAAUUAUAAGCAUUUUGUAUUUGUAUUAAUGCAUGUGUUCAUUUAUUCGUAGAAUAGGCUUUUUCCAAUAUCUGUUUUGUCUUUUCUUUACAACUGGUAACUACUGUAUUGUCUGAAUGAAAGAUCUAUUUACAUGCAGGUGCAUUGAAGAAUAUUUACCACCUGGUAAGAAAUAAAGUUAGUUUUAGAAUCCAAAAUUCUUUGUUGUAAAUGCCUUAUUAUUUAAUCAUUUCUUGGGCUUAGUGUGAAAAGUUCAGAGAUUUUUAUC
Molecule: messenger RNA, 3847 nt
Organism: Dreissena polymorpha
Lineage: Eukaryota; Metazoa; Mollusca; Bivalvia; Myida; Dreissenidae
Product: SWI/SNF complex subunit SMARCC2-like
Exons: 25
Coding region: 115-3315 (1066 amino acids)
Biological process (GO): positive regulation of DNA-templated transcription
Cellular component (GO): SWI/SNF complex
Molecular function (GO): histone binding; DNA binding
Source: RefSeq, a predicted model, not a curated record